AUGGAUUCUGUUAAUGCACAUUCAUUACAAGAUAUGCAAAGUUGCAAUAUAUCCAACGAUCAAAGUGUGCCUAUGAGCCAAGGUACAGAUUCAGAUGGUGUCUCCACCCAAAUGGUAGAUAAGUGUCAACGAGUCAAGAUGUGGCAACAAACAAACUAUCUUUCUGAUUCUGGUAUUCAAAGUGCUGUCGGGACACACACACCAAGCAUCAGCAGUAAAAUGGGCAUCGAUGAUACUGAGGUAGAUGAUCGUUAUUUUAGUCAAAAGUGUGGUCAUUUACCUCAAUGGUCAUCUACAUUUCCUCUCUCUGUCAACCCGUCGGACUCUUGCUUACUUUCUCCAGCUACCCCUAGUACCAGCAGUAUUUUGGGUGUCGACUCCUUGAGUGAUGUUGGUGGCUCACACUCAGCUAGUAAUGUUGAUUUAAGGGGAAACAAAUUGCCUGAGAUUGAUACUGAUGAAGCUGCUGGAGCCAUCCCAGAACUUGUUAAACUCAUUAAAGACGAAGAUGACCAGGUCAUUAUUUAUCAGUCAUCAAUGAUGGUUUUCCAACUAAGCAAAUCAGAGGCCAUCGAUGCUCUUAUAAAAUCCAGAGAUAUGAUUGACUGCAUUAUAUCUGCACUAGAUCGAACAGAAGAUCCAGAAACAGUGCGUUUUCUUGCUGGCACAUUAUACAAUAUUUCUCAAAUGCAACCAGGUCUCAAGGCAAUAUUUGCUGCUCAAUGUAUCCCAUGUCUUGUGAAACUUCUCAAUUCUCCAGUAGAAUCAGUUUUGUUUUAUGCAAUAACAACAUUGCACAACCUUCUGCUUCAUCAAGAAGGGGCCAAGGCUGUUGUAAGACAAAGCGGAUGUUUGCAGAAAAUGACUGCCUUACUGCGGAAGAAUAACAUAAAAUUCCUCACAAUAUGCACGGACUGUUUACAAAUAUUGGCUUACGGUCAUCAAGAGAGUAAGCUACAGAUACUAUGCAGCGGGGGACCUGUAGAGCUGGUUCGCAUACUGAAGACUUACCAGUAUGAAAAGUUAUUGUGGACUACGGCCCGAGUACUUAAAGUCCUAAGUGUGUGUGCUUCUAACAAGCCGGCCAUAAUUGUUGCUGGAGGAAUGGAUGCCUUAGCAAAGCACUUGCACAGUUCUAGUCAUCGAUUAGUAUUGAAUUGUCUCUGGGCACUUCGUAAUUUAUCUGAUGCAGCAACAAAAAUGGAUAAUCUUCAGCCCCUGUUGCAUUCAUUGGUACGUCUACUUGAUUGUGGGGACAGUGGUAUGAUUACAUGUGCAGCUGGAAUUCUGUCAAACCUCACAUGUAAUAACCAUGCAAAUAAAUUUGCUGUUUUCAAGAUGGGUGGUGUAGAAGGGCUUUUACGUGCUGUCAGUCAACCUGUUGUUAAGGAAGAUAUUCUGGAGCCAUGCAUGUGCGCUCUGAGGCACUUGACAAGUCGUCAUGAAGAGGAAGAGACAGCAAGACAUGCUAUAGUCCAUGAACUAAAUGGUUUACCAGUGAUCGCUCGAAUUUUACAUGCAGCCACUGCUGGUAUUUGCCCUGAUCUCGGUCUGGUAUGCCAACAUCCUCAAAAUCCGGUGGUUUCUUGGAUGCUUGUGAAGGCUAUGGUUGGCUUGUUGAGAAAUUUGUCUGUCAAUUUGGACAGUCAUUUCGGAAUGCGAGAGUGUGGACUUGUUACCGGUUUGUUUUUACUACUUUAUGCUACUCAACACGAGAUAGUGAGGCGUUCUGUUUCUGGCGCUCCUGCUUCCCAUCCAACAUUUUCGACGGUAGUUCAAAGCGUAAGACUUGAAGAGAUCGUGGAAGGAAUUUGCGGGGCACUUCAUAUGUUGGCAAAGGAUCAUGCUACUCGUUCAUAUUUGGCUUUACUAAAGGCUCCGGCUUUGAGUAUAACUCCCAAUAUUCAGCCUGGUUCCUCUGGCCUCGCAAUAUUCGUCGAACUUCUUCAUUCACCUCAUGAAUCUAUCCAACGCGCUGCAGCUGGCGUUCUCGCCGAGGUUUCACAGGAUCGUGAUGGUCUUGAGGCUCUAGCCACUUUACCUGGUGCAGGCUCUAGAUUUGAUGAGUUGGUUCGGUCUAGAAAUGAAGCCAUCUCAACGUAUGCCUCCGCAGUAGUUAUUCGGCUUGCUGAGGAACGCAGAGGCGUUGGCGGUAAUUCUUACAUCUUUCCAUCUCAUAUAGAAUCACUGAAUACACCACCUUUACCUAUGGAUACUGGGGAAGUUUAUCAUGUACCUUCUGUUCAACCUGUCCAACAUUCAACUGGUGGUUCACAUCCUGGCGUGCCUUCAUUUCCUCCUCACGGAAAUUGGAGCCAUCCUCCUUUGCAAACUCAUUCCCAAGAACAGGGGAACACGUAUGGAGGUUCUUCAAACUCUUUGAUGGCAAUGCUUGGGCCACUUCCGCCUGGUUGUAAGAAUUCCGUAUGCGGUGAUUGCUGCUCAUAUUGGAAUGAUUGUGGUCCUGCUGGAACAUGCUCUGAUCCAAAUUGCAUUUAUAAUACCAACAAUAGUAAUAAUGCCACCAAUAUUAGCAAUAGUCAAUCUUCUGGAACGUAUUCAGAGUUGCAGCCAGUAAAGGUGUAUCAUAAUGUCCGUCCACCAAGUCGUACGGGAUUCAUGAACUGUGGUACCUCCGCCUAUACCGCAGGAUCAACAUUUUUACCCCCAUCUGUUCAGAAUUUCGACAAUAAUAGUUCAGUGCAAGGACAUAAUUCUAUUUACCAGGGAGGAAUGAGUGUCACGCCACGUCGGUCGUGUACUGGAAGUGUAAAUACAAGUGGAUAUUUAAGUCCUGGCAGUGAAAUGUUUGUGAAUCCUUCACCAUCGGAAUACAAGCCGUCAAUUCAUCCAGAUGGACAAGCGGUAGUAUUACGAUCAUCUCGCUUAGAGCAAUCCCAUAGUACUACAAAUUCUUCGCCUGCAAUGCCUUCACAAAAUGUCAGUACUGGUUAUCUCAGUCCAGAUAUGAUGGUGCUAGAGGAAAACGAUUCUGAUUGGUUAGGUGGUCCUGCUGUUAUGUGA
Trichobilharzia szidati is the source of this 3024-nucleotide messenger RNA. NCBI's taxonomy places the organism in Eukaryota, Metazoa, Platyhelminthes, Trematoda, Strigeidida, Schistosomatidae. The record is from the annotation of a GenBank genome assembly.